Thermothelomyces thermophilus ATCC 42464 is the source of this 1267-nucleotide messenger RNA. RefSeq lists its product as uncharacterized. Bases 217 to 1056 code for a protein of 279 amino acids. The transcript has 2 exons. Gene Ontology annotation, molecular function: cytochrome-b5 reductase activity, acting on NAD(P)H. The record is from RefSeq and is a predicted model, not a curated record. Gene Ontology annotation, biological process: ergosterol biosynthetic process. NCBI's taxonomy places the organism in Eukaryota, Fungi, Ascomycota, Sordariomycetes, Sordariales, Chaetomiaceae.
ACUUUCCCCAAGGCAAGCUCCGAUUGCCAUGUAAACAGACGCUCAGUUGUCCGACAUCUCAGUGACUUGCAAUUUCCGGGGAGUUGGACGCUGAAGCGAUAAUUAAUUAUCUGGCCGGAUAACCCAACUAUUAAUUAAUAUUCGAGUUUUGCCUUCGCGAUGCCUCGUAGUACUGCCCUUCGGCCAUUUCUCCGCGCCACACAUCGUGCGAGUACAAUGGGCACCCAAAUCGCCAUCACCGCUGCCGUUGUUGGUGUCGGCGCAUACGCAUGGUAUCUGCGGAGCAGCAGCACCAAUCGGGACAAGCCCGUUUUCAGCAGCUUCGGCUUCCACACCCUCCGCCUCGAAAGCGCCGAGCUGAUCAACCACAACACCAAGAAGUUGCGCUUCGACCUCCCAGACAAGAGCAAGCCGAGCGGCCUCUCCCUCACUUCCGCCCUGCUGACCAUCUCCUUUCCCAACGGCCGCUGGCUGCCGGUGCUGAGGCCAUAUACCCCGGUCAAUGAUCUCGACGAGCCCGGCUACAUCGAGCUGAUGGUGAAGCUCUACCCCGGCGGCAAGCAGAGCACGCACCUGCACUCGCUCCGACCUGGCGACACGCUCACCUUCGCACCCAUCAAGGAGCUGGCCUGGAAGCCCAACAAGCACCCGCACGUCGCCCUGAUUGCCGGCGGCGCCGGCAUCACCCCCAUGUACCAGCUCGCCCGCGGCAUCCUCAACAACCCGGCCGACCAGACGCGCAUCACCCUGGUCUGGGGCGUCAACACGGACGAGGACAUCUUCUUGCGGGACAAGUUUGCCGCGUUCGAGCGGGACCACCCAGGGCGGUUCAGAGCUGUUUACGUGGUGGCGUCGCCUGCCGCCGGAUCGCCGCAUCAGAAGGGUUUCAUCACGAAGCAGAUCCUGGAGGGCGCGGGGCUGAGCGCGAGGGAGCACAAGAAUCGGGAUGUCAAGGUUCUGGUAUGUGGGCCACCCGCGAUGGAGAAGGCACUGAAGAAGCGGACGGGUGUGCUAGCGGAACUGGGCUAUCGCCCGGAUCAGGUGUACAGCUUCUAGACGGGUUGCCGAGUGUUGUCCGGCUGAGGUUGUGAUUACUUCCUUGGAGCAUAUCUCGGCACUUUUGUGGAGGUUAACUUGUUCUUUGGUCGUAAUCAAUCCGGCCUUCUCAGGCUUUAAUAAUUACUCUCUCACUGUUGAGUAUUAGUUUUUGCUUUGACACCGAACGUCACAAACAAUGUAAACCUCGCGGCUGGGACCGAACUAAUUA